AUGGCGACAGACGAGGACUAUGCCGCGUUCCUAGAGAAGGCCAAUGCAGACCCGAGUGAAGGAAUCAGCGCAACGCAGAGCGUUGGCAGGGCAGGACUUAAAGCCGUGGAUGAGGGUGAGGCAAUCCCGGCGGUGCUGAAGAGCGCUGUCGCAGAUGCGUUCUAUGUCAGUGAUGCAGAUGAGCCUUUUGAGCCCGUCUGCUUGAAUCUACCGGAGGAUAAGGGCACAUUGCCUGAUGAAGCCACAUUCGCAAAGCUGGUCGAGCACCCACAGCCGGAGGAGGCAGUGGUCGAGAUCAUGGAUAUUGGGAAGUGGGAUCCGCAGGGGCAGUAUAAAGAGCUUGUGGAUGCGACGCGGAAGGCUACGAAGGGGAGCGAUGUUAUGGUUUAUAGGAUUGAGCGAGGUGGAUCUAGGGUCGAAUACUGGCUGGUUGGGGUAGAAGGGGGAAAGCUUUUGGGAGUCAAGGCUUUGGCUAUUGAGAGUUGA
Molecule: messenger RNA, 486 nt
Organism: Amorphotheca resinae ATCC 22711
Lineage: Eukaryota; Fungi; Ascomycota; Leotiomycetes; Helotiales; Amorphothecaceae
Exons: 2
Coding region: 1-486 (161 amino acids)
Source: RefSeq, a predicted model, not a curated record